AUCAGCUGCGGACUUCGCGAAAAUUUGUUUACCCCUCGGAAAAAUAAAGAAUUUCGCUAAAAAGUCGGAAUGAACGAGUUUAAAGUGCCCGCUCCACUCCCAAAACCCAAGGUGAUCAUCACGGAGAAGCCGCGCUCCGAAGUUCCUGCAGAACCACCGCCUCCGCCGCCAAAAAUACCAAAAGCCCCCAAAUCUUCGCCAGCUGCCGUCUGUCCGUACAAGGUGCCUAGGUGGUCGGCUCCUCCAGCCGCCGAUCAGAAUUAUAGCUUUGAAGUCCUUAAGUCCGGUCAGAUCAUUGACACCGUGCGUCAGUUGCAGCAACAAGCGAUUUGGACUUUUGGUCGCCUGCCGGAAAACGAUGUUCCCGCCGCUCAUCCGACAAUCUCACGCUUCCAUGUGGUCCUGCAAUAUAAGCCAAAGGAACUGCCAAAGAUGGACGUUGAGGAUGUAGAGGAAGAGGCAGAAGAUACAGAAGAUUCAGCCAGGAACGAACAACCAGAGGGAUGGUACAUCUAUGACAUGGGCAGCACACACGGCACCUUUUUGAAUAAACAGCGAGUACCCCCCAAAGUUUAUAUCCGGAUGCGUGUUGGGCACAUGCUCAAGCUGGGCGGUAGCACCCGCGUUUACAUCCUACAGGGUCCCGGCGAUGAUGAGGAACCUGAGUCGGAUAUGUCCGUCACAGAACUGCGGCAAAAAAGAGAGAAGGAACUAGCCGACGCAGCGGUUGAAAGAGAAAUACGUCUUUUGGAGGCGGAGGAGCGAGAACGCAACGAAGGCGUCAGCUGGGGUAUGGGCGAUGAUGCUGACGAAGAGACGGAUCUCAGUCACAAUCCCUACGCCAGCACCAACAACGAAGACCUCUUCUUUGAUGACCCAAAGAAAACGUUGCGCGGUUUCUUCGAGCGGGAGGGUCUUAAUCUGGAAUACAGGUGCGAUGAACUGUCUACUGGUUCCUUUGUCUGCCGGGUUGAACUGCCACUCGACGACUCCAAUGGUAGGCCAAUCAUUGUGGAGGUAAACCACAAGGGGCGCAAGAAGGACUGUGUGGUACAAUGCGCCCUAGAGGCAUGUCGCACGCUGGACAGGCACGGUGUUCUGCGCCAGGCUAACCAAGAGGCGCAAAAAAGAAAGAUUCUUAAGAAAGGAGACUCUGACGACGAGGAUGAGUUUUGGGAUCGCACUGGAGACAUAGCCCGCAAGAAACAGCGCAAGGAAAACGCGGGAUCUAGUGUUACCCUUACCUAUGAGGAUUUGCUGAAACAGGAGGUUGAUCUCAACUUAGAAAUGGAAAGGGUGGAACAGGAGAUCGCAGCUUACCAACAGAAGGAGAAAAAGCUAAAGGAGCUCGCCGCAAAGCAGCAAGCUGAAGGCGAUGAUCUGGACAACUUCAUGAACAUUCUUAAUGAAGAUGUUGAGCAACUGGACAAAACGGAAAUCAAAAAGCUAAGGUUGGAGCAGCAACGACUCAAGGGCGAACAGCAAAAAGUGAAACGUCUCUUGAAGAUAGCCAAGCCAACGGCUCUGCCAUUCACCGCAAGCUUUGCUGCAGCCACCAAGGAAUCAACAGCUCUGGAGGGCGGUGUAGUCAGGAAGCAGCUUCCUAUGAUUGGCAAGAGAAAUCAGUUUAGCAAAUUCAAGGUGGUUAAAGCGCCACCAAGCACACAAACUAAGUCUCAAUCGAAUGCAUUUGCCUCAGAUGAAGAGGAAGUCGAGGAGGAAGAGUCCAAGGGAGAAAUGAAGGAAAAGGAGGUGGACAAUUUGGAGAAGAAGCCGAAACCGGAAACUAUGGCCAAGCCAUCGCCUUCAGAGAAUCACAACUCGCAGGAAAGUGAACCUCCUACCCAAGCGGAAGAGAGCAAACCAACAAAUGCUGAACCGGAAGUCUUAAAACCAGACAACGUGAUGUCAACAAAAGUUUCAGCGGAAGCGUCAACAGCUCCAAGCGACACUGUUGCUUCAACUACGCCAGCAAAAGACUCCAGCACCCCAGUACACGACACUCCAGAUGAAGGAGCAGAGGAAGCGCAGAAAAAGCGACGCCAACGCCAAAGACAGCGAAACAAACAGCGCCAGGAUGUGGACAUGGACCUGGACGAGCUGGCUGAGCACGAAGACAGUGAGAAGUACGCCAAGUGGGUGCCACCAUCUAACCAGAGCGGUGAUGGCAUCACCCACCUGAACGAUAAGUUUGGCUACUAGCUCAGCGGUAGUGUUAAAACAUUUAAAAUAUUCCAUUUAGGAAUACUUUUAAACUAGUCUAGACUUGUAAUUGAUGUAUUCUCUAAGACCCUCUCAAUGUAACUUUGUAAAUGUUAAACCCUUGAA
Molecule: messenger RNA, 2328 nt
Organism: Drosophila eugracilis
Lineage: Eukaryota; Metazoa; Arthropoda; Insecta; Diptera; Drosophilidae
Product: kanadaptin
Exons: 3
Coding region: 70-2202 (710 amino acids)
Molecular function (GO): mRNA binding; protein binding
Source: RefSeq, a predicted model, not a curated record